AUUUGCCCAAAAAUGAACACGAUGAACAGAAACAAGAACAACACUAACAGCAGCAAAUUGAACUCCGUCUUCUACGCACAGACCUAUCAUCCAAUCCAAGCCGGUAGCAUCGAUGGCACCGACAUUCUUCCUCACGAUAACGCCGUCUACAGAGCUCUCCUGUGUUCUUCCGCCGGCCUCUAUGAUCCGUUCGGUGAUCCAAAUGUCAUCGGUGAAGAUCCUUAUUGCACCCUUUUCGUCGGCCACCUCUCUCAAUUCACCACCGAAGAUACUCUUCGCAAGGCUAUGAGCAAAUAUGGCACAGUGAAGAACUUGCGAUUGGUCAGACAUAUUGUUACAGGUGCCUCUCAAGGUUAUGCUUUUGUUGAAUUCGAAAGUGAAAGAGAAAUGCAAAGAGCAUAUGAGAAGGCGCAUCAUUCAGUUAUUGAUGAUUCUGAAAUCAUAGUUGAUUAUAACAGGCAGCAACUAAUGCCAGGGUGGAUUCCAAGAAGAUUAGGAGGAGGUCUUGGAGGUAAGAAAGAAUCCGGGCAGCUUCGAUUUGGGGGUAGAGAAAGACCUUUUCGUGCUCCAUUGCGUCCGAUUCCAUUGGAUGAUUUGAAGAGGCUUGGGAUUCCACCUCCCCCUGAAGGUCAUUACAUGUCAAGAUUUGAGGUUCCAUCACCACCUCGAAAGAAAAGAACAAGUGUAGAUAGAGAUAGGGAAGAGAGGCAUAGAAAAAGUUAUGAGAGAAGAAGAUCGAGUAGUAGGGAUCACAUAUAUGAGGAAACCAAAGAGGGAUAUGGAUCCAAGAAGAGGAGUAACUAUAGCCAUGAACAUGAAAGAAGAUCUAGUAGUAGAAACUAUGAGUAUGAUGAAAGAGAUUCACAUAAACAUGAUAGAUCAUCAACAUCAACAUCAACAUCAAUAGGUUAUGAUCAUCAUCAUCAUCGAUCUGAUAAAAGGCGUUCUCGUUCUGGUGAUAGGGAACACCGGUCCCACAAGCGCCAUAGACACAACGAGUAAGUUUUUUCUUUGAAAAUGGAAGUUAUGAUUAUAUGUGUUGAUUCUUAAUGUUGCUAAUUACAAG
Molecule: messenger RNA, 1066 nt
Organism: Lactuca saligna
Lineage: Eukaryota; Viridiplantae; Streptophyta; Magnoliopsida; Asterales; Asteraceae
Source: the annotation of a GenBank genome assembly